UUCUAUUUUCUUUCUAUUAUAUAUAGAAGGCUAUGUACAUUCAUAAGAUAUUCACAUCAUCCUAUAACUUGUGUUUGUGUGGUAUUGAAACUUCCUAACAUAGAAAUCAUGAAUUCUAUUCAACAAACACAAGAAAAAUGGAAGGGCAAAGCUAAAACAGAAUUACUAGGAUGCAAAGCAAAUCAAGUAUGGCCACUUUUAGAGGAUUUUUUUGGCCUUGGCAAAUGGUUUCCAACUCUCUCAACAUGCAUUCCUCUUGAAGGAAUAUCCGGCAAACCUGGUUGCGUCCGAUUUUGUGGUGGUUUCAAGACUCCAGUUGACGAACAUGGCAAACAAACUUUGAAUUGGACUAAGCAGAAACUUCUUUCCAUCGAUCCAAUUCAAAGGGUAUUUACUUAUUCAAUUAUUGAUGGAAAUGUUGGAUUCCAUAAUUAUGUUUCAACUGUUAAGGUACUUGAAAAAGAUGAUGGAUGUGUGAUUGAGUGGCUUUAUGAAGUUGAACCAGUUGAAGGGUGGAAAUUGGAGUAUCUUGAUCUUUUCAUUGGUUCUGGCUUGGAUGAGAUGGGUCAAAGAAUUCAAGGAGCUUUGAAAAUCAUGGAAAAUGCACUUGUUGGAGUUUGAAAUUGAAGUCAUAUAUCAUGAUUAAUCAUCAAAGAGCUUGAUUUUUAUUUGAGCUCGAAUUCUGGUUGAAAUAAUCGUUGGUCAGCCUUUACCUCUCAGCUGAACUCUAUAUCUUGAUUAAUUUCUAUCAGGCAUCUUCAAGUUUUUCCGUAGUUUCGAGUGCUCAUAAAUGUGUUAUGAGGACUAAGUAAAAUCUCGUGUCUACUUAUAUUUUUGUGUAUCGUUUGUUUGUCAUUACUUAAUAAUAGUAAAGGCUAAGGUGUGUGUUAAAAGUUGUAUUGUUUAGGUGUGUUUUGGGUUUGUAGCAAAAAUCAUAAGCUUGAUUAAUUUUUAAGUGUGUUUAUGAUUCUA
This is a messenger RNA of Trifolium pratense (red clover), 972 nucleotides long. RefSeq names its product lachrymatory-factor synthase-like. The transcript has a single exon. The record is from RefSeq and is a predicted model, not a curated record. NCBI's taxonomy places the organism in Eukaryota, Viridiplantae, Streptophyta, Magnoliopsida, Fabales, Fabaceae. Bases 109 to 621 code for a protein of 170 amino acids.